Messenger RNA from Rotaria socialis, 624 nucleotides. The record is from the annotation of a GenBank genome assembly. NCBI's taxonomy places the organism in Eukaryota, Metazoa, Rotifera, Eurotatoria, Philodinida, Philodinidae.
AUGCUGACGCGAGAAAAAAUUCAGCUAGCUUAUUUAUAUUUCAUUCAUAAACCUCACAAGGCAGGAACACCAUUGAGACUUAUUGUAUCAUCAGUGAAUAUACCAACAACAGGAAUUUCAAAGUUUUUGUAUAAAUUAAUCCAACCAAUAUUUGAUAACUAUGCACGUUCAACCACAACUAUUAAUGAAGUUGAUUUGAUUCAGCGUUUAGAAGCAAAUAAAAUACAUGGAUAUGUUGAAGAUAUUUUCUUUACUGUGAACGAUUCACUCGAAUCUGUUGACCAAACGUUAGAUGAAGCUAACAGCUUUCAUCCAAACAUUAAACUAGUGAGACAAAUUAGUAGAAGUAUUCCAUUUCUUGAUCUAUUCAUUGAGAAUAGUAAAGGAGCUUUAAAAACUUCCGUGCAUCAUAAAGAAGCAGCUGAGCCAUAUGUCGUACCAUUUGGAUCACACAAUUCUGGCCAUGUUUUUCGAAACACUGUUGAUGCUGCUAUUACGAGAAUAGUUUGUUAUUCAACAACUUUGGCACAAUUCGAGGAAAAAAUACGACAAAUGACACUCAUGUUUCUCUAUAAUGAGUACGUUUUCGGCAUUCAUUCGUGUUUCUCAUUUUUUUGUAUGUGA